Bombyx mori (domestic silkworm) is the source of this 4637-nucleotide messenger RNA. Its product is annotated as alpha-tocopherol transfer protein-like. Bases 95 to 1021 code for a protein of 308 amino acids. The record is from RefSeq and is a predicted model, not a curated record. Gene Ontology annotation, cellular component: membrane. The transcript is spliced from 6 exons. Lineage: Eukaryota; Metazoa; Arthropoda; Insecta; Lepidoptera; Bombycidae. Gene Ontology annotation, molecular function: phosphatidylinositol bisphosphate binding.
ACAUUCAGUUUUUCUUUAGUUGUCAUAAUAGUGCGAAAGUGGGAGUGUCGUUAAAAUAGACCGGAAACUAAAUAAACGCGAAGUUAAAUUAAAAAUGCCCGUAGAUUUAGAAUUUGAUUAUAAACAGUCCACUGCGUCGAUGGACAUAUUUUCUCAAAGCAGCAUAGAUGAACUAAGAGCUUGGACUGAAAAGUUAGAUAAAUCCAAAUAUGUGCCAAAAGAUUUAUCGGAUAAACAGAUUUUGUUGUUUUACAACGCUUGUUAUGGUGAUGUUGAAAGAACAAAGUCAUGUAUAGAAAAAUAUUAUUCUUGUAGGAAGAAUGCACCUGAAUUUUUUGACAAUCGAUAUCUCCAUUUGGAAGAUAUGAAAAACGCGCAACAAGUUUUAGAAUUCUCAUUUCUGCCAGGGAAGUCUUGCGAUGGCUACGAUAUCGUCUACCACAGGCUCCACGAUACAGAUCCGUCGAAAUACAGCCUUGAGACCGGAGUCAAACUGCUCUUCAUGACUUUAGAUGCCUGCCUUUACAAAAGAGGUCCAUCACCUGGUUUUAUAUUUCUAUUCGACAUGCGCGGUGUACGUUUUGGACACAUAACGAGAAUUAGUUUAUUCUGUCAAAAGGAAAGAAAAAGGUCGCUGCGUAAAUUCUUCAAUUACAUUCAGGAAGGCGUCCCGGUCCGUAUGCGGGCUAUCCACGUUCUGAACACCGAACCCGUUUUGGAUAAACUCAUAUUGUUGAUCAGGCCGUUUAUGGACAAAAAGUUUUUUGAUAUGAUAAAAUUCCACAACAAAACCGAAGACCUGGAAUCGUUUUACGAAACGGCAAUACCCAGGUCGUCCCUGCCACCGGACCACGGAGGAACGCUUCCCGACACCCAGACUCUGCACAAGAAAUGCAUGCAGCAACUCCAGCUCCUAGAGCCGUACUUCAAGGCUGAAGAGGAACAGAGAAUCGCCGCUCUGCCCGACAAGAAACGGGAGAAGGCGAUGGAGAAAGCCUUCAAGAAUCUAGAGAUAGAUUAAUUUGACAAUGUUUUGUAUAUGUUACGGUAAAUGUACGCUCUUGGGAAAUGUACAAUUUUACCGGUAAAUGUACACAUUGACCAAAAAGUUAGGUAUUACUGGUGGUAGGACCUCUUGUGAGUCCGCACAGGUAGGUACCACCACCUUGCCUAUUUUUGCCGUGAAGCAGUAAUCCGGUUUCGGUUUGAAGGCUAGGGCAGCCGUUGUAACUAUUCUGAGAUCUUAGAACUUAUAUCUCAAGGUGGGUGUCGCAUUUACGUCGUAGAUGUCUAUGGGCUCCAGUAAUCUCUUCACACCAGGUGGGCUGUGAGCUCGGCCACCCAACUAAGCAAUACAAAAAAUAAAAAAAGGUAUAUGUGAACUGAAUAUAAUGUAUAUGUACAUUUCCAGGUAAAUGUGUACUCUUGCCUUCGCGUUUUGGUAAAUGUAUACUCUUACCUUCAUGUUUUAAGAAAAGUUGGAAUCUAUAUAUUAAUACGUGAAGCAAAAACUUUGUAUCCCUUUUUACGAAAAUUGCACGGACGGAGGAGUAUGAAAUUUUCCACACUUAUAGAGAAUAUAGAGAAGAAGUGCACAAUGCUAAUAUUUUUUUAAAAUAAUGCAUAAAAUAUACAUUAAAUCAAUAAAGAAAACAUUACACACACUACAUACCAUGUAUUUGACGCACACACGCAUGCAUACUAUUUAUUGUCAAACUUUUGUUCUUAACGUCUGUUGUCAAAUUGAGAAUAGAUUAAAUAUUGUUUGUCUUUGUUAAUAUUUAUUGUUAAUAUUUUUUAUAGUGUAGUCUUGGCGAAAUUUGUGAUUAUAGAAGUAUAAAAUACAAUCAUAAUAGUGUACAAACUUACAAUUGCAAUUAAUUAUAGUCGAAUUUCGACUACUGCGGGACCUCUAGUACAAAUAAAUUAAUAAUGUUGUUGCAGUAAAAAAAUAUUUAUUUAAAUAAACAUAAUACAAAAGGCUUUAAUAAAGAAAAUUAUUUUUUAUUAAAAAAUGUAAAUGACAAACAAAACAUACUUUUCUUUGCAUAUUAUAUAAUAUGUCGUAGGUUAGGUUAGGUCACUUAUUGAUUUCGUAUUUUGUAUGUCAUGCUGACAUUUACCAAAACGACAUGGUCAUUGUGAAUUCUAUGUACAUUUUCCCUUCUUUGAAAUUGUAAAUGUUAGUUGAAUGCACAUUACCCAAACGAGGAGGUAAAUAUCCACAUUUACCGGAAAAUGCCAUGUACAUUUGCCGCAAUAUCUACUUUUACCGUGACAUAUAUAUCGCCCAACAAUAGCUACAACAAUAGCUAUUGCGCUUUGUAUUGAACUCUCUUCUUCCUUGCCUUGUCUAAGUGUUAAAUUUACUUAUCUUCAUAGUUAGAUAUUAAUGAGAAUCUCAUAAGGUCGAUAAUUCGGUGGUUGUCUAUUUUUAAUUUAAGCAUCAUUAUUUUUACCGAUUUAGGAUUUAUUUUUUCUUUUAUAACGAGAAAUACAUAGGAGAUAACAAAAAAAAACACAAUUACAUCUGAUACACGUGAAACUAAAUUUAAAAAAAAACUUGGUGCACGUGAAUGAAGUGAAACUUCUUUUUCUAUGUGUAGUAUUGUGGUUUUCUUCAUUUUGCGACAUCUUCAACAUUUAUAUUAUAUAUAUAUUUUAAAUUAUAAAUAGAAAAAUAAAAAUAUAUUAUAUAUUCUUUAAAUGCUUCAUUGAAUUAAUGGAUGCUACUCGUUGCUAACGCUGGCGCUGUAGCAGGUUCACUCUCGCUCUGUCUCUUUCUAUUCCCCCUCCACCGGACCGUUAAACGUUUAACGCAACCUUGCUGGAAGUCGCAUUAGAAGUUUCACUUCAAUUAUUUAAUUAAAACUACUUUAUGAUUUAGUCGUCCGUCUGUCCACGGAAACUGUAAGGUGCUCGUAUGAACGUCGGAGAUAAUGAAAUGACUAUAAAGAAACGCGAUAUUAAACCGUAAAAAUAAUUCUAUGUUAUGUCUAUGAACCGCGAAAACCGAAUAAAAUAUUUCACUAACACAAUAUAGGUAUAUAAUAUGAAGUCGUCGUGGCCUAAAGGAUAAGACGUCCGGUGCAUUCGUAUGAAGCGAUGCAUCGGUGUUCGAUUCCCGCAGGCGGGUACCAAUUUUUCUAAUGAAAUACGUACUUGACAAAUGUUCACGAUUUACUUCCACGGUGAAGGAAUAAUAUCGUGUAAUAAAAAUGAAACCCGCAAAAUUAUAAUUUGCGUAAUUACUGGUGGUAGGUCCUCUUGUGAGUCCGCACGGGUAGGUACCACUAUCCUGCCUAUUUCAGCCGUGAAGCCGUAAUGUGUUUCGGUUUGAAGGGUGGGGCAGCCGUUGUAACUAUACUGAGACCUUAGAACUUAUAUCUCAAAGUGGGUGGCGCAUUUACAUUGUGGAUGUCUAUGGGCUCCAGUAACCACUUAACACCAGGUGGGCUGUUUGCUCGUCCACCCAUCUAAGAAAAAUAAAAAAAGUAACAGCCAGCCUUAGUGUAGCUUCCUUCUAGCGUUUGGAGAUUUGUGAUGAUAUUCUUCUUUAAUGGAAUAUUAUGUUAAUUACCACUACGGAGCGACUAAACUAGGACCAUGACGUACAAACUAAAAGAAUUAAUCUUUGUAAUAAAUUCAAUAAAAAAAAAACUGUUCGAUUUAAAACUCACACGCUUGGGUUAUGACAUUCUAUCUAUUUAUUUAUUGAGACAUUCGUCACAACAUUGUCUGAGUAGAGAGCCGUAUUACUAAUAAUACUCGUAGUAUUCUAUUGAACAGCAUAGUAUAGUAUAGUAUACAUUUCUAUAGUAGCUUCCACCUCACGUUACAAGGCAGGUGACUAUUAGUAAUAUUUAUAUUAGCUAUUCCUUUAUGAAAAUAACUUUUAAAAUAUAUUUACUGGUUUAUUUGAAAAUUAUGUAGUACUUAAUUGUUGUAAUACAUAUUAUUAUUUAAAAAAAUAAGUAAAUAUAAUACAUAAAAUACAUAAAACGUGUAGCACAUUGUAUGACAAAAAAAAAAACUCAGGGACCUGAUUAUUGUGAAAUGGUAGAAUAAAGUAGUUUAUUUUGUGCUCUGGCAUCACUGACAUGACAAGUAUUGCAUCGCUUAGCUAAAUAAUAAAAAAUGUUAUAAUAAAAUUCGUUUAAAAAACGGUAAAGUUUGUUAAUGAUAAUAAUUGUACUGAUAAGCAUUACUCAUACAUAGUCGAAAUUUUUUUAUUAAAAAGUAAUAUUCGAUUUUUAUGAUUGUUGUUAUUCAAACAAAUUUAAAUACCGUCCGCAUCUGACCGAAGUCAUUGUAUCAUAUUUCUUUGCUGUUUCGUUAAUAUCGUAUAGGUAAAAAUUAAAUAUUUUCCACUUAGUUCUAAAUAAAUCUUGUUAUUUAUCUAUGUCUCAAUAAAAAAAAAAACUACUAUAGGUGGUGGUUGUAUUAGAACUUAUAUAUUAUAUUAGAACUUAUAUAUAUUUAAAUUAGUACUAAAGGUACAAUGUAUUAGAAGUGUAGGUAUCCAUCACGUUUUUUUUUACUUAAUUUGUGAUAAUUGUUGUGGUGUAAAAUUAUUUGUUUGGUUCAAGGAACCGUCGCUAUGUGAUUUUAGAUUAAAAUAAAAUGAACAAAAGAAA